UGGAGGGAGAAGGGGCGUGGUGGGUAGUGGGCCAAGGUGGACUUCAAGGGUUUCAGGAAUGCUGAAUUAGAAAAUGACCGGUGGCUUCCAGGGGAGAUAACCUAAAAUUGCAUCAUCAGGAAUUAUUGACCAUGACUGAGACGUGGCGAUGGAUAGACUGUUGACCAUGGCAUUAAAAAAAAAAAAAAAGAAAAAAAGAAAAGACGCGGACGUUCAACAUACAUGCAGGGCCUGCAGGAAUUCCAUCAAUGAGGCUUGAAUUUAGCCAACCGACCAUAAGGUAGAGGUCAAGGGGACAUGAUUGGUCCAGACCGAAUUGCUCUUUAGGAGUUGUCUACUCAUACUUGACUGAAUUCAGAGACACAGAGCUCACGGGUGACAGAUGGCCACUGCUCUGCUAGAGUGCAGGUGAAGCUGCCUCCCAGGAAAGCCUGUCCGGUGAGACUGCUGCAGAAGAGUGAGGGACAGUUGCCGCACUCCUACCCUGGCAUCGGUAUAGACACGUACCUGCCAAAGCUACGGAGAUGGAGGCCAGAGGCCUGAGGAUGCCCUUGCUGCUCUUGCUGGUGGCCGUAGUUGUAAUGGCCAAGGUGAAUCACAUCCAAAGGUGGGGAGGCUUCAAGGAGAAGGCCUCAAGCAAGAAAAACAUGAACUCCACGCUCCAUUUCUUCAUCCAGUCCUACAACAAUGCGAGCAACGACACCUACUUGUUUCGAGUUCAGAAGCUAAUCCAAAGUCAGAUGCAGCUGAGCACAGGAGUGGAGUAUUUAGUCACCGUCAAGAUUGGUAGGACCAAAUGCAAGAAAAGCGAGGCAAGCAAUGCUUCCUGUCCUCUGCAAAGCAGCAAGCUGAAAAAGAGCCUGAUUUGCACGUCACUGAUAUACACCGUGCCCUGGGUGAACUAUUACCAGCUCUGGAACAAUUCCUGCCAGGAUAGCAAAGUGCCCAUAUAAAGAGCCCUGAUGACACUGAGAUGCCCGUGUUGUGUACUGGUUUUUAUAUAACUCUAAGAGGACUCAUGUACCUCUCUGUGGUGUACACACACAGACACACACACACACGUACACAAACACACACUCACUCUCUUUCACAACACUGACACUCAACAGCAUGCAUAGUAACAGCACCUUUAUUGACAUAUAUAUUUCCCAUUCACACUCAAUAUCUGUCUCUGAGUUUUUAUUAUUUGUGCUGCAUCUGCCAUGUCUGAAGUCACAGGCAGUUGUAAACUGCCCAGCAAGAGUCCUGAGAACUGAACUCAGGUUCUCUGCAAGAGUCUGUGUGCUUUUAACUUUUGAA
Molecule: messenger RNA, 1299 nt
Organism: Microtus oregoni (creeping vole)
Lineage: Eukaryota; Metazoa; Chordata; Mammalia; Rodentia; Cricetidae
Gene: Cstl1
Product: cystatin like 1
Exons: 6
Coding region: 525-953 (142 amino acids)
Molecular function (GO): cysteine-type endopeptidase inhibitor activity
Source: RefSeq, a predicted model, not a curated record